This is a messenger RNA of Branchiostoma belcheri (Belcher's lancelet), 4246 nucleotides long. RefSeq lists its product as uncharacterized. The record is from RefSeq and is a predicted model, not a curated record. Gene Ontology annotation, molecular function: extracellular ligand-gated monoatomic ion channel activity; protein binding. Lineage: Eukaryota; Metazoa; Chordata; Leptocardii; Amphioxiformes; Branchiostomatidae. Gene Ontology annotation, biological process: monoatomic ion transport. Gene Ontology annotation, cellular component: membrane.
GAGACCCCGGUUCCAGUAACAUCAGUGAGCCAUUCCUAUUGGUAGCUGACAAGAAUGGAGAAAUCAUUCUUCAAAUUAACAUCACUUCCGGUUCGAACACCACGCUUCCGCUCGGAGAUGUAGGACUGCCCCGAGCCCUGGACUACGACCCGCUCACGGACUACGUGUACUGGUCAGAUAACCGGAACAAGAAAAUCCACCGGGCUCGUCGUGAUGGAAGUGGCAGGGAGACCAUCUUAGACAUCAACACUGUGGGUCUAGAUCAGCUGAACAACAGACUGCUCAAGUCAGCAGCCGAGAUCAUCGCACCCUCCCUGACGAAAAUAUUCAAUGAAUCGCUGCUCAGAACUGUCCUCGGCCUGGCGUUGGACCACGCUAGAGUGGAUAUCUACUGGACUGAUUUUGAUGAAAACACCAUCUCUGUAGCAAAGAUGGAUGGAUCGUCAACUAGAACACUUCUGACGUCUCCUGCCGUCAGCCGUCCUUAUGACCUGGUCCUGGACCCCAGGAAUGGACUCAUGUACUGGGCAGACAAUGGUAAUGACAGAAUUGACCGUGCUGCGAUGGACGGCAGUAACCAAACCACCAUCAUCACGGGCGUGUCUCGUCCCUAUGCCGUUACAAUAGACUAUAGAGAGGACCGGCUGUACUACUCUGAUAUGUACCGCGUGUACAGCUCAGACCUGCUGGGUAACGAUAUCCAACAACUGCUGUAUGAAGACGGGAAGAUUGUGCGGGGGAUUGCUGUUGACGAGAACUACGUCUACUGGACGUCUCGAUGGUAUGAUUCAUCAAGGCAAGGGAAUGUCGGAAAAGUCGGAAUGUUAUCCAAGUCAGACUUGACCAAGACUGUCCUGAUGGAGGGUCUGUCAUUUCCAUGCGGCAUCCGCCUGUCCACGGCAGCGCCUCCUGGCGUCACUACUGUGAUCCCUACAUCACCAGCAACAACAACUGUGAAGACAAGCACAGCUCCAGUCACUACACGUUCGACUGCCGAGGGAAUCACGACUCCGGUCAUCAUACUUACCUCUGCUGAGGGAAACACAACCCCGGUCAUUACACCUUCGACUGUGCAGGGAAUCACGACCCCGGUCAUCACACCCAUGACUGUGGAGCUAAGCACGGCUCAGGUCACUGCGCUAUUUCAAGGCGGAUAUAAUAUUUCUGUAGGUUGUCCAGUGAGUUACACCGCACACGGGGAUUCGUGCUUCAAGGCAUACAACCAAGUCAAAACCUACAGUCAGGCCAGACAGGUGUGUGCAGCGGACGGGGGGCUCCUCGCCAUGCCGAAGGACAGAGAAGUGGACGACUUCUUGUUGGACCUCAAGAACGCCGUGGAUCCCAACUCUCCUUUCUGGUUGGGCCUGAACAAUCAGAACGGAGAAGGAGGGUGGGCGUGGGAAGACGGGACUCCAUACAGCCCAACCGCAGACUGGACUGGUUGGCAGCCGGGGGAACCCAACAGUAACGGAGGAGGCUGUGUCAACCACCUCGGGGCCGGAUGGAACGACGCGCCGUGCUCGUCCGCAUCCAACUUCAUCUGCCAGCUGAAGGAAGCGAUCCGCUGCCCCCUCGGGUACUUCCGGUGCGGACACGGUCAUGCCUGCACCCUGACCUGGAGGCGGUGUGACGGGAGGACGGACUGUUCGGACGGGAGUGACGAGGACGGUUGUGAGUGCCUGUCGAUUCCUGUGGAUUUUAACCUCGGCGGUAGACUUACAAUGUUACCCAAUCAGCUGGGUCAGACGACGUUUGAAGAGAUACAGAAUUCAUCUGCUGUGGACCUGCUCAUCAGUUCGCCCACAAACGGACAGAACCGACAUCCCGAGUUCCGGGAAUUCGCAUCUACAGUGAUUUUCCCGCAAUGUGCUGUCCCCAAAGAGAACGACACUACCUGCUCAUUGUCUCGUCAUGCAGACAACGCGACCUCUUGCAUGAACAAACCACUGCUACCGUGCCGUUCGUGGUGUGAGGAAGUCCUCAACAUGGCUGAUACCCGGAUGAAGAAGCGGUUCCCUACCUGUGACUUGUUUCCACCACCACAGCACGGAAAAUGUUGGAACCCUGAACCAGCGACUAGGAACGGCGAAGUUUGCUACCACGGUGGCGGCAUGAACUACCGCGGCACACGGAGUACAGCCAAGUCCGGGGGAGAGUGUGUGAAGUGGUCCGCAGCGCAGGAAGGGUUCUACACAGCCGCGUACCCCUGGGCUAACAUGGAUAACAACUACUGCCGUAACCCUACCGGUCUGGGGCGGCCAUUUUGUCUGGUGGAAGAUGGCAGCCAGCAGGAAUGCGACGUCGUUUCCUGCAAGAUGUUUUGCUGCUGGGACAUCGGUCCUCCUGACUACGGCAAUAGAAGCCCUAUGAAGAGGUUCUACUACGUGGGAGAAAGGAUCGCCUUCACCUGCAACGAGGGGUACUACAUAAAGCCCGGGUAUCCUACCGAAGUGAGAUGCAUCGAAGGAGGCUUCUGGCAGUAUGACAAGCCCAGUUGUUCAGCGAAUUUCAAGGAUAGGCUGAAAGCCGACCUACUCGAUGUGAACAAUCGCAACCUGGCACCUGAGCCUGUUAGCCGUACCCAGCCUGACAACCCUAACGACACUGGAAACCCUACUGACACUGACAACUCUAGCGACACUGACAACCCUACCGACACUGACAAACCUACCAACACUGACAACCCUAUCGGCACUGAGAACCGUGCUGAGACUGACAACCCUACCGAGACCCCUACUCGGAUUGAGAACCACAUCCGACCCGUCAUCAGCUUUAAUGGAUCUGUAGAACAGAUCGUCGACUUGGAGGAAAAGAAGGAGCAGCUGGUUGCCUCUGUCGUCAUCCAUUUCACAUGGCAGGACAGCCGGUUGAGCUGGGAUCCAAAGUACUACGACAACAUCGAGACUAUCAGCGUCCCUGGCAGCAGCAUCUGGACCCCUACAUUUACUCUGAAGGGGAAUGCUAAUCCUUUGUACCAAGGCCUACCAAAAAUCGUACCGGUCUGGAUCAGUAGCGAUGGCCAGGUAACCUGGAGGGUAGAAACCCUGACCACCACCGUGUGUGAUGCGGACCCUUUCUACUUCCCUGCAGACACCAUGGAAUGCAACAUCUGCUUUGCUGCAUUUUCUGCAACCAUCGAAUGCCAAGAUGGCAGUCCCUGUGGUGUCCUGUCUACCCAACAACUGGAGGGCGAAUGGUACCGGAAGGACAUGAUCUUCGCAAAAGACAAGACGGAGGCGUGCUUCACUGUUCAGCUGGAGAGGAUCCCGCUGUUCCACAUCGCCACUACUGUUGGACCCUGUGUCAUCCUGGUGGCGCUGAUGGUCAUCACAUUCGUCAUGCCACUGGACAGGGGGGACCGGAUCUCGUUCGGAGUGACCAUUCAACUCUCCGUGGUCGUGUCUCUCGUGUUCGUGACGGAUGUGCUUCCUGUCAAGGGGGCGCUGCCAUUUUUCGCCUCGCUGAUCGUCGUGUGCAUGGCGCUGAUGGGACUUUUCCUCUUCUUCACCAUGGCCAUCAUCACCAUUCAUGACAGGCAGGGGAGCCUGUCUCCAAUGGCGAAGACCUUCUUUCUCCGUUACAUGGCAAAGUGCCUACUGCUCGGAGAUCUGACAGAGAAGAAGGUUGCAAGCGACGAUGGAGAGACUGGUCCCAGCAGCAAGAAGCUGGCCUGGCCUGAGCGGACCAACCGCGUCUCCCCUGCCGAUGCCAAGGCGGUGGUCGACGUGCAAAGCCCGGCUGAUGUCCGCGAGACAGCCCCUCAGCCGCCCGCGCCGCACACGCGCCUGGAGGCCGCGGUCUCACGCCUGGAGGUUGCCGUGUCCUCCGCCUCCCGUAACAUGGAUGAGCAGGCCGAGGCCAUGAAGACCGAGCAGGAGGUGUCUGACUACACCCUGCUGGCUAAGGUCCUGGACAGGCUCUGCCUUGUCAUGUACGUCAUCAGCAUUGCCGUGGCCGUGCCCAUGACCAUGUAUCUGGGCAAGUAAAUUACACUUGUGUAAACGUGCCUUAACACAACCAAAAAGUGCGACGUGAUUAUUAUGAUUAUUAUGCAUUGAUUCAGCUUUAAGUAACAUACAUGUGCAGUCAGGACAUGCCCUUACAAGGGCUGUAGUCCUUUGAGAACUUUAGUAAGGUAGUAACCCCACUGGUGGAACAUACAUACUAAAUUUGCAUCUUCAGUAUGAUCAAUACCAUACGAAGGUGAAUGUGUGCAAUGGGGCUUAUAGUUCGUAUGGAGCAUAUA